Trypanosoma rangeli is the source of this 393-nucleotide messenger RNA. RefSeq lists its product as uncharacterized. The coding region runs from base 1 to 393 and encodes 130 amino acids. Lineage: Eukaryota; Euglenozoa; Kinetoplastea; Trypanosomatida; Trypanosomatidae. The record is from RefSeq and is a predicted model, not a curated record. The transcript has a single exon.
AUGCCUUACAUUCCCACCGGUAAAGACCGUGACUCCUACAUUUCAGGGGUCCGUCCAGGCUGCAAGUUUGGGGCUAUGCACGAUGUUAGCAAGCGUCGGGACAACUUGCCAGAACAUGUCUUUGCUCCAAUUCGUGACCAGGUGAUUCAAGAAGAACGCUUGCGGCUGGUGGAUGAAGAGGCGCGAGCUAAUGUACGGCUGCAGUUGUUCUCAGGUAAAAAAGGUAAGCGCAUGGCAGGUGGCGCCGACGGAGAUGAACGCCAAGAGCUUGAACGCGUGGAAAAUGUUGAGUCCGUUCGUGCGCGGCAUCGAGCGCUGCUGGAGUUGUACUCUGUAGAGAGAGAGCAGUGGAGGAUGGAGCUAGAAAAGCGCGGGUUGACCAUGGAAAUGUAG